Zootoca vivipara (common lizard) is the source of this 1555-nucleotide messenger RNA. Its product is annotated as olfactory receptor 5V1-like. Gene Ontology annotation, cellular component: membrane. Gene Ontology annotation, biological process: G protein-coupled receptor signaling pathway. Lineage: Eukaryota; Metazoa; Chordata; Lepidosauria; Squamata; Lacertidae. Gene Ontology annotation, molecular function: olfactory receptor activity; G protein-coupled receptor activity. The record is from RefSeq and is a predicted model, not a curated record.
UCUGUUGCUUCCACACUCCUUGUUUCUCCUUCUCUACACAGAUUCGCUUUCCCAUGGAGGUCAGGAAUCAGACCCAGGUGGAGGAGUUCAUCUUCCUGGGUUUCUCAGGCGUCCCACAUGGCCAGAUUUACCUCUUUGUCGUGUUCCUAGCAAUUUACUUGGUCACCGUUCUUGGAAACACCACGAUAGUCACCUUGAUCCAGCUGGAUACCCGCCUUCACAGCCCCAUGUACUUCUUCCUCAGCCAUUUAUCCUGCAUGGAUGUCUGCUACUCAACUGUCACUGUUCCCAAGAUCCUGACCAACUUUCUGCGUCAGAGGCACACCAUAUCCUACAACCAGUGCAUGGCCCAGAUGUUCUUCCUGAUGACCUUUGCGGGGUCUGAGUGCGCCCUGCUGGCCGUCAUGGCCUACGAUCGCUAUGCCGCCAUUUGCCAGCCUCUGCAUUACAGCAGCCUGAUGAGCAGCCAGGUGCGAAUCCCGCUGGCCAUCGCUUCUUGGAUCUGGGGCUUCCUGGACUCGGCCAUCCACACCACUCUGGCCACCCACUUGUCCUUCUGUGGGGCCAACCAGAUCGACCACAUCUUCUGCGAUGUCCCGCCUAUCCUAAAGAUUGCCUGCAGCGACACCUACGUCAAUGAGAUCACCCUCCAUUUGGCCAGCAUCUUCAUGGGCCUGAGUCCCUUCUUGCUCAUCCUCCUCUCGUAUAUCUACAUCCUCUCCGCCAUCUUGCAGAUCCGCUCGAAUACGGGCAGGCGCAAGGCCUUCUCCACGUGCGCUGCUCACAUGAUCGUUGUCACCGUCUACUUUGGGAUGGCCAACGUGAACUACAACCGUCCGAGCGCAGGCUACUCCUUGGAGAUAGACACCCUGGUUUCUACACUCUACUGCAUCAUCACCCCUAUGCUGAACCCCCUCAUCUACAGCCUCCGCAACAAGGAGGUGAAGGAAGCUCUCAGGAAGGUUCUUGGGGGGCAGAAGAAGGACUACGCUUCUACACAGAGAAAGUGAGAGGUAGACUUUGGCAAGGGGGCAGCUCUGCUCUCCUCUUACACCCCCCAUUGCCCUUAGUGAGCUCAAGGUAAUCCUCCAAGACCACAGAGAAACCCACUUCCUGUACUCCAUUUCGGUCAAAUUUAUAAACACGUUUGUAUUAUUUCCACGGAGACCCCCCCAAAAAAAUAUAUGUUAUGAAAACCUACAGUAUGUUUCUGUACAAACACCACAACUAAUCAGCAAAGCAUGUUCCUAUUAAGUAAAAAAAUAGGUCAUGUCAGAGUAAUCUGAUCUCAUUUGGCAGUGGAAUUUGCUACCAAGGAGUGUGGUGGAGUCUCCUUAUUUGGAGGUCUUUAAGCAGAGGCUCGACAGGCAUAUGUCAAGAAUGCUUUGAUGGUGUUUCCUGCUUGGCAGGGGGUUGGACUGGAUGGCCCUUGUGGUCUCUUCCAACUCUAUGAUUCUAUGAAUUUUUAAGAAAUUUCUAAAGCUUCCUUCAAACGUAGCAGCUGAAGGCGAGCUAGUUGUGACACAGCUAUCUCGGUAGGGGGGGAAUGAUCUCC